Melitaea cinxia (Glanville fritillary) is the source of this 1653-nucleotide messenger RNA. It is a transcript of the gene Sgsh, whose product is annotated as N-sulphoglucosamine sulphohydrolase. Gene Ontology annotation, molecular function: arylsulfatase activity. The coding region runs from base 13 to 1575 and encodes 520 amino acids. The record is from RefSeq and is a predicted model, not a curated record. NCBI's taxonomy places the organism in Eukaryota, Metazoa, Arthropoda, Insecta, Lepidoptera, Nymphalidae. The transcript is spliced from 10 exons.
AUAAAUAUUGACAUGGCACGAUCGCCGGGUGCUGUUAUCGGCGUUAUCGCGCUAAUAUUGAGCAUUAUUUCAACAGAAACGGUGUUAUCUAAUAAAGCGCGAAAUGUUCUCAUACUACUCGCGGAUGAUGGAGGUUUCGAACUGGGAGUGUAUCGUAAUAAAAUAUGCCAAACACCCAACAUAGAUGCGCUGGCACGACGUAGCCUCAUAUUUAAUAAUGCUUUCUCUUCGGUCAGCAGUUGCUCGCCCAGUCGAGCGGCCCUUCUCACUGGCGCUCCAAGUCACCAGAAUGGCAUGUACGGACUACACCAUGGAGUUCAUCAUUUUAAUUCCUUCGAUAAUGUGACAAGUUUGCCGAACUUGUUGCGGGAACAUGGGAUUUAUACCGGUAUAAUUGGUAAGAAGCAUGUUGGACCACAAAAUGUCUACAAAUUUGACUUUGAACAGACUGAAGAGAACAACCACAUCAACCAAGUGGGUCGCAACAUUACUCAUAUGAAACUACUUGCGAGGAAAUUCCUCAACGAAGCCAACAAACAAAACAAGCCAUUUUUCCUAUACGUCGGGUUUCAUGACCCUCAUCGUUGCGGGCAUAGUGAGCCCCAGUGGGGACCUUUCUGCGAACGUUUCGGCUCAGGGGAGCCUGGAGCUGGUCUCAUACCAGACUGGAAGCCCUGGUACUAUCAGUGGGACGAGGUGCAACUACCUUACCAUGUGCAAGACACUGAAGCUGCGCGGAGAGACAUAGCAGCCCAAUAUACGACAAUGUCGAGAUUAGAUCAAGGUGUUGCUCUCAUGCUUCAAGAACUGGAAGCAGCUGGACACAAAGACGACACGUUGGUCGUGUAUACAUCGGACAAUGGUAUACCGUUCCCAUCUGGUCGUACAAAUUUUUACGAUGCUGGACUUAGAGAACCGCUGUUGAUAUCAUCACCGGAACCUACCUCUAGGAAAAACGAAGUCUCCGGAGCUAUGGUUAGUUUACUGGACAUAACGCCUACUGUGCUGGAUUGGUUUGGGAUCAAAAAGGAACGGGAAAUUAGCAAUGAUAUAUGGGGCGAUGACCGGCCUAAAAGUCUACUGCCCAUUUUGGAAAAAGAGCCACCACACUCAGAUCAGGAAGCAGUUUUCGCGUCGCAAACUCAUCACGAGAUCACGAUGUACUAUCCGAUGCGCGCCGUGCGUACCCGACGAUACAAACUUAUCCACAAUCUCAACUACGGCAUGCCGUUCCCAAUUGAUCAGGAUUUGUAUGUUUCGCCCACUUUCCAGGAUAUUCUGAACCGCACUCGUAGCAAGCAACCGCUGCCGUGGUACAAAACGCUCAAGCAGUAUUAUUACCGACCUCAGUGGGAGUUGUAUGAUCUAAAAAUGGAUCCAGAAGAAGUCAAUAACCUGCACGGUAAGCCGUCGUUAGAGCAAGUGGAGUCAACGUUACGUGAAAGGCUUCACGAGUGGCAGCGCUCCACGCGCGACCCCUGGCUCUGCUCGCCCGACGCUGUGAUGGAGCGCGGGGACAGCAGCGCCGUCUGCAUGUCUCUGGACAACGGCCUGUCUCACUACCAUCCCAGAUAAAAAGGAAUUAAUUUGAAAAAAAAUUGGAGCAUUCGAUCUCGUACUGUUAAUUUUUAAUAGUUGACAUUGAAAAAUCAA